Messenger RNA from Tilletiaria anomala UBC 951, 1442 nucleotides. RefSeq lists its product as uncharacterized. The record is from RefSeq and is a predicted model, not a curated record. Bases 427 to 1344 code for a protein of 305 amino acids. NCBI's taxonomy places the organism in Eukaryota, Fungi, Basidiomycota, Exobasidiomycetes, Georgefischeriales, Tilletiariaceae. The transcript is spliced from 2 exons.
GGACGAUGGACAACACUCCACAACGUUGCAAAGGGCUCACAGAGGUUCCAUACUCACACCCCUUCAUCUCGUCAACUUCUGGCAGAUAUAAUCCUAUUCCAAUUCCCUGUGGACUGUCAGGUCUCCUUCGUCGGGUAGCCCUAUAGGCUGUGCGAGGGCACACACAACUCAGUGCUCAGUUCUGCUUGUCGUACAAGGGAGCAAGCGCGCUAGGAGAAUUGUCCAGGCAAAAGGCUCCGAUCGCUGGAUACCGACGUCGGGAUGCGCCUGCUACCCUCAUUUUUGCCAGCGUCGACACGUACGGCAGGCACAUGGUCCUCUGCAACUGCGGCCGCGCUUGCAGUGAGCGCGCUCGCUUCACUGGUGCUGGCGCUUGUCGUUCUCCAACCGGCAGGCGCUGCGGCCUCGCCUCUUACACCUCUGCACAUGCAUCCACAUACUGCAGGAGUUCUUCCGUCUGCGACCUCAGUAUUCUCAUUGGGCCUCACACCUGUCGCGUUAUGGGAUAGGCUAGUUGGCGAGCUUUUCAGCUUGUCUGCUUCCUGGCUACCACGGCCUGAGGGAGGAGCCAGACGAUGGAGUGGGAGCAUCGCCAAGGUGGAGAGCCAUGUGAUCGCGAAUGCUGAUGCCGCCCAAGCCGCAAAUGAGGGUGAUGAUGUUACGCAGUCACAAGAACAUGCAAGCGGGUCGGGGAUCGUAUACCUCAUCCGUCAUGCCGAAAAGUCGUCAAAGUCGGGCAACGGGCUGAGCGCGCAGGGCGUCCGGCGCGCCGAGUGUCUCGUUGACCUGUUCACCUUUUCAUUUAGCCCUGCAUCUCUAACAGAUAAUGCGACCGCUACAGCAGAAGAAACAAUCCAGCGUGGACGCAAGCGAAAGGGAUCCCACCGCCAGGAGCGCAUCUCCAUCUCGGCAGUGUUCGCGCAGUCAUACAACCCAUCCACGGGUCGCCGCUCGCGGCCGUACCGCACGCUGCUCCCGCUUGCACGCGCGUUCGGCAUGAGCGUCGACCACGCGUGCGAACGCAAUGACGCGCACUGCGUCCGGAAGAAAGUCGCAACCCUGCUGCGACAGCCGCAGGUGCAGGGGGGACACGGCAAGGGCAAGGGCGAGGACAAAAACAAAGGGAAGAACGUGUUGAUCUCAUGGCAGCACUCAGCCCUCGCGGAUGUUGCCCGUGCGUUUGGAGUGCAUGGCUUGCACUACCCACCAGAACGUUUCGACAUCAUCUUUGCCAUUCAGGACGGACGCCUGCUUUCCGUCACGUCGCAAGAGUGCGUCGGGCUCGACGAGCGCUACUUUGGCUGGAGAGGCCACGGUCGCCACCUCACUCCUGGCGCUGCCUAGCUCGCCCAUCUGCUACCCAGCAAAGACGAGGGGGCCGAAUGCGCAAGGAUAGUCUGGCCAGCCGCGGGUUCGAUUCCACUUGUUUCUUUUGUUUUGCA